Molecule: messenger RNA, 1011 nt
Organism: Adineta steineri
Lineage: Eukaryota; Metazoa; Rotifera; Eurotatoria; Adinetida; Adinetidae
Source: the annotation of a GenBank genome assembly
AUGCACAUGAUGCGAAAACUCGCACCCACAGGAAUCGCUGCUGCUGAAAUUGGCGGCAUGACAAUCCACUCAUUUUUAGGUGAACAACGUAAUUCGGGAAAGCCGCGCACCAUCAAACCAGGUGAUUCCAAACUUGAAAAACAAUGGGGACUCGUUGAAUACCUCCUAAUCGAUGAGAUGAGUAUGGUUGGUUUAACUCUACUUGGAAAACUCAAUCGAAUUAUGUCCGCUGCCAAACAUGUCGAUCCUCAAAUUCCAUUUGGUGGCAUAAACGUCAUAUUCUUUGGUGAUUAUUUACAGUAUCGACCAGUAUAUGAUACACCGUUGUACACUGACUUUUCACAGCCCUCUAAAACCAAAUCAGGUCAAUUACUUAGUGAAAAAGAAAUUCAACAACGCGCUGCACGUUCCCUGAUACUUCAAAUUAACUAUGUGAUCAAACUUAGUCAGCAGAUGGGAACAGACGAUGAGCGAUACCGUGAAUUACUCGAACGGCUUCGUCAAGGUGACUGUAAUUUGCAAGAUUAUGAAUUAUUGUUAACACGCGUCGUUGGUCAACCAUCGGUCAGUUCUCUUCGCGAUUCACCAUGGAACGAAGCUCCCAUUUUAGCAUUUCGAAAUGAAGUACGAACACAAUUAAACAACAAAGCAGCAGUUCACAAUGCAGCACAACUAGUUUACCAGCCAAUGGUAUGUGUCGCUCAAGAUACCUGCAAAGAAAAACUAAUUGAAGAUCUUAUACUUAUGAAAAAAGUAUUGGAAUUAUCUGACAGCAAGACGGAACACUUACCCGGUUUGUUGCCGUUCGUUCCUGGGAUGCCAGUUAUUUUAAAACAAAAUCUUGCUAUUGAACUGGGUCUUAUUAAUGGUAUAAAUGGAAUAUUUCGACAAUUAGUGUACCAGGCUGAUUCUGUGUCAACAGAUGCUCUGUCUAACACAUUUCCGAACAACACACAGUAUGUGCAUCAACCUUUAUAUGCAUUAAUUGAAAUUGCUAGAUUUGAAAUUUGA